Molecule: messenger RNA, 826 nt
Organism: Centrocercus urophasianus (Greater sage-grouse)
Lineage: Eukaryota; Metazoa; Chordata; Aves; Galliformes; Phasianidae
Gene: ARPC3
Product: actin related protein 2/3 complex subunit 3
Exons: 7
Coding region: 78-614 (178 amino acids)
Biological process (GO): Arp2/3 complex-mediated actin nucleation; regulation of actin filament polymerization
Cellular component (GO): cytoskeleton; Arp2/3 protein complex
Molecular function (GO): actin filament binding
Source: RefSeq, a predicted model, not a curated record
UUUCCUGAAGGAAGAGGAAGGUUUGCUGCGAGCUCGGCGACGCUGCCCUCGCACGGACCUGCGCCCUGCCCUUCGCCAUGCCGGCUUACCAUUCAACCUUAAUGGACUCAGAUACCAAGCUAGUGGGUAACAUGGCACUGUUACCCAUCAGAAGCCAGUUCAAAGGCCCAGCACCUCGAGAAACUAAAGAUACAGAUAUUAUAGAUGAAGCCAUCUACUACUUCAAAGCUAAUGUUUUCUUCAAAAAUUAUGAAAUUAAGAAUGAGGCUGACAGAACGCUGAUCUACAUAACUCUCUACAUUUCUGAGUGCUUGAAAAAGCUGCAGAAGUGCAACUCCAAAGGCCAAGGAGAAAAAGAGAUGUACACACUGGGAAUCACUAAUUUCCCAAUCCCUGGGGAGCCUGGUUUUCCACUUAACGCCAUUUAUGCCAAACCUACCAACAAGCAAGAGGAAGAGGUGAUGAGAGCAUACUUGCAGCAGCUCAGGCAAGAAACUGGUCUUCGACUCUGUGAAAAAGUAUUUGAUCCUCAGAGUGACAAGCCUAGUAAGUGGUGGAUCUGCUUUGUGAAGAGACAGUUCAUGAACAAGAGCCUGUCUGGACCUGGGCAGUGAACAGGCAGAGCAGCAACAUGAAGUAUUUCAACAGCAAGGUGUAUGAAAUAUUUUGCCUUUGUUUUGGAUACAUUUUGUACCAAGGAAAAAAAAAAAAAGUGUUUAUGAAGAAAAAAGUCAACGAGGGAAGAGGGAUGUAAAGUAAAAAGAUCAUUUGAGUACUGUAAGCGAGUAUUAUUAAGCUGGUGCUUAAUAAAUGAUUCCUAACAUGC